AUGGACGCCGUCGGCCAGUACUACAACGACUACUCCGACCUCUCCGGCGACGAGCCCAUGGACCUCGACAACGGCAACGACUCUGACGCAGACGCUGACGCCGACUAUCUCGACGUCGACCAGCCCGUCCCAGCCUCGUCGUCGCGUCCCUCGGCCAGGAAGGUUAUCGCGGAUGAGGACUCUGGCUACGAGGACCAGGAUGCCGAGGCAGACGAGGACGCCGAGGCCAGCGACGACGACGGCGACGCGUCCUUUGGCGACGACGAGUACGGCGCGUCGGUCAAGAAGAAGAAGAAACCCUCCAAGAAGAAGAAAGAGAGCUCGUCCUCCAAACCCAAACCCACACCCAUCUCCUCGCGCCGCCCAACAUCCGACUCUGACGACUCUGAAUACGGUGCACGGUCCAAGAAGAAGAAGAGGCGACCCGCUGCCGACGAAGUCCGCUCCUCGGCGCGUACUGGCAAGAUGCCCAACUACAACGACGACGUGAAUGACUUUGACCAGUUCGACGAUCCCGACCCCGGCUACUACUACGUCGACGUCUCCCAGCAAGGCGAGUCUGACGAGAUUGAGGCCGUUCUCGGGCACGUACGCGACGAAGACCGUAUGGACGACCCAGAGGACGUAUUCGCGGAGAACGUCCGCUUCCACAUCAAGUGGAAGGGAUACUCCCAUCUCCGCAACACAGACGAAACAUACGAGUUCUUGAAGCGUUUCAAGGGUCUCAAGCGCGUCGACAACUACAUCAAGGCGUACAAGGCCUACGAGUCUCGCUUGAAUUCGCCCGGUCUCACACAAGAAGAACGCGAACAGUUGUUGCUCGACAAGGAACGCGAGAAGGAAGAGUACGAGCAGUACCAGAUCGCCGAACGCGUCGUCGCGGAGCAGGUUAACAAGACUACCAAGGCAACCGAGUAUCUUGUCAAGUGGACCGGUCUCAACUACGAGCACUGUACUUGGGAGACGCUCGACGAGCUCAAGACGUGGGGCGCUCAGGACAAGAUCGCCGAGUACCGCCAACGCGAGGCUCAGGCAUAUUACCCGUACAAGUCCGUUCAGUACUCGCGCCACAACCGCCCAGAAUUCGUCAAGAUCACCGAGGACCCUCCGUAUAUCGCCGAGACGGGAGGCGCGCUCAAGGACUUCCAGCUUACCGGUCUCAACUGGCUCGCAUACCUUUGGCACAAGGGUGACAAUGGUAUCCUCGCCGACGAGAUGGGUCUCGGCAAGACCGUCCAAACCGUGUCGUUCCUGUCAUAUCUGUUCCACCAGAUGCAGCAGUACGGCCCGUUCCUCGUCAUCGUCCCGCUCUCGACAAUCACCGCCUGGCAAUCUCAAUUCGCGACCUGGGCACCGGACCUCAACGUGAUCAUGUACGUCGGCACCGCGCCCGCACGCGAGAUGAUUCGCAAGUACGAGUUCGGCGCGAGCCCGAAGAAGCUCAAGUUCAACGUGCUGCUCACGACGUACGAGCUCACGCUGCGCGACUCGCGCGAGCUCGGCGAGAUCAAGUGGCAGGCGCUUGCUGUCGACGAGGCGCAUCGGCUCAAGAAUAGCGAGAGUCAGCUCUACGAGGCGCUUCGCGGGUUCAACGCGGCCAGCAAGCUGCUCAUCACCGGAACGCCGCUGCAGAACAACGUCAAGGAGUUGCUGUCGCUGAUGCACUUCCUGAUGCCGGACAAGUUUGCCCUCACCAACGAGUUCGACCUCUCGGAUGCAAACCACGAGGCGAAGAUCAAGGAGCUGCACGCGCAGCUCGAAGAUCUUAUGCUCCGUCGGCUCAAGCGCGACGUGCUCAAUGAUCUUCCUACGAAGAGCGAGCGUAUCUUGCGCGUCGAGAUGUCCGCGUUGCAGACGCACUUCUACAAGAACAUCCUCACGAAGAACUUCCAAGGACUUGUCAAGAGCGCUAAUGGAAACAACAACAUCUCGUUGUUGAACAUCGCGAUGGAGCUCAAGAAGGCGGCAAACCACCCUUACCUCUUCGAUGGCGCCGAGGACCGGAACGCUGGCACAGAUGAUCAGCUCAAGGGCCUCGUCAUGAACAGCGGAAAGAUGGUGCUCCUCGACAAGCUCCUUGCGCGCCUGCGCUCCGACGGCCACCGUGUCCUCAUCUUCUCGCAAAUGGUCCGCAUGCUCGACAUUCUGUCGGACUACCUGACUCUCCGAGGUUACGUUCACCAGCGUCUGGACGGCAUGGUCUCCAGCGAACUGCGUAAGAAGUCGAUCGCGCACUUCAACGCGCCAGGCAGCAACGACUUCGUCUUCCUGCUCUCGACUCGUGCUGGUGGUCUCGGUAUCAACCUCGAGACGGCUGACACCGUCAUCAUCUUCGACAGCGACUGGAACCCGCAGAACGACCUGCAGGCAAUGGCGCGCGCGCAUCGUAUCGGCCAGAAGUCGCAUGUCAGCGUCUACCGCUUCGUCAGCAAGGACACGAUGGAGGAGGACAUUCUCGAGCGCGCGCGCAAGAAGAUGGUUCUCGAGUACGCUAUCAUCAACCAGAUGGACACGUCCCAGGCGCAUUUGUCCGGCAAGGCUAACGGCGCGAAGGAGCUCACAAACAAGUCGGAUAACCUCAGCAAGGACGAGCUACAAGCCGUGCUUAAGUACGGCGCGCAGAAGAUGUUCGACAAGGACGACGCGGACCAGAGCAAGAAGCUCGACGAGAUGGACCUCGACGAUAUCCUCAACCGCGCCGAGCACCACGAAACCACCGUCAGUGGUGAUGGUGGUACCUCGCUCGGUGGCGCUUCUUUCCUUGCGACCGUCGCCGAGGUCAACGACGUCAAGGCCGACAUGAACUGGGAGGACAUCAUCCCGCUCGAAGAGCGCCAGAAGAUCGAGCGCGAGGAGGACACACGCAAGGCCGAGGAGCUCGCCGCUGCGGAGUCUGGGCGCGAUCGCAAGCGUACAGCCGCGAACGUUAGCUACGAGGGUAUGGACGUCGACCAACCCAUCUCUGCGCCACCGAAGCCCAAGCCCAAGCCGAUCCCACAACGCAAGACCGCGAGUCAGAAGGCGAUGGAGCUCAAGGAGCGCGACGUCCGCGUUCUUAUAAGGAGCAUGCAGAAGUGGGGCGAUAUCCGUCAGCGCUACGAGCUCAUCGUGCACGAGUCGAAGUUGCAAGAUAAGAACCGUGGUAUGCUCGAGGACGUCGCGGACGAGAUCGUGAGCGAGUGCGAGCGGGCCGUGCAUGAGAAUGAGGAGAGGAAGAGGAUUAAGGCGGAGGCUGGCGAGAUUCUUACUAAUGCGGAGAAGAGCAAGGCUGUGCUCGUCACAUAUCGCAACGUCGCGAACAUCAACGCCGAGACCGUCAUCUCGCGCGCGCGGGACCUUCGCAUCCUCUACGACCACCUCUCAAUCCUCUCAGACGAAGACCUCUUCAAGUGGACGCUACCCGUCGACAACAUCCGCCCCACGCUCAACUGGUCCGGCCGCUGGACGACACAAGAGGAUAGCGCGUUGCUUAUCGGGGCCUUCGUUCAUGGGUUCGGCAACUGGGAGUCCAUGCAGAAGGAUCCACGUCUGGGACUCGAGGGCAAGUUCUUCCUCGAGGAAGGCAAGAAGGGCGAAGACGCCGCGAGCCGACCUAUACCCAACGCCAUCCAUCUUGUUCGUCGUGGUGAUUACCUCCUCGGCCUCCUCCGCGAGCACGACGAGAAGGUUAAGAACUACGAGGACCAUCUCCGUCGGAAGGGUCAGCUCAAGAGCACCACGCCCCCCAUGCGCCAUGUCUCUGCUUCCGCCGCUGCUACCUCCAUCGACCGCCGGCGCGCGGAGAGCGAGGCCGUCGCGAGUGUCGAAGGCAAUGCGCGCGGCAAGCGUAAACGCCGUCCGACGCCGACGUUCACCGACUCUGAAGACUCGGACGACGAGAGCAUGAGCGAGGCGACGGAGCAGGCUACCAAGGACGAGCUGCGGCCGGUGAAGAAGUACCUUAAGCAGUUGAGGUUGACGGGCGACGAGAUGCCGCGCGAGGAGAAGGUGUUGAUUCUGAAGGAGAGCUUGGCGAAGAUUGGAGAUCAGAUUCGCGCUGUGUUGGAUAGGAAGGAGAAGGAGGGCGCGGAUAGGGAUCGGUGGAGAAGGCAUUUGUGGACGUUUGUGACGUUCUUCUGGCCGAAGGAGGUCAAGGCCUCCAAGCUCGAGGGCAUCCACGCGAAGAUGAUGCGCGAGACGGACCCACCGCCGAAGAAGUUGAAGACGGCUCAGAGCGCACCAGCGCCUCGGCCAAGUAAUGGCUCGUCGAAGAAACCUCGACCAUCGAACGAGCGUGGUUUCUAG
Messenger RNA from Peniophora sp. CBMAI 1063, 4284 nucleotides. The record is from the annotation of a GenBank genome assembly. Lineage: Eukaryota; Fungi; Basidiomycota; Agaricomycetes; Russulales; Peniophoraceae.